GCAGAACACAUAAAUAGGGGGCAGACCAACAUAUCUAGCCAGCAUCGGCAGAACUUUUCAAACCCUCCAUUCACUAGUAUAACAGUCGUUACCAAACCCACAAUGUUUGCCAAGUCCAUUCUCACCAUCCUCACCAUCGCCGUCGCUGCGACUGCCACUCUCCAACCAGCUUCCUCGAACACGAAGGGAAAAUACCCUUCCAGUCCCGGCUGCUCAGUGACAAAAACGUCCAAGGCUAUCCAGGCCGCCGAGUGCAGCCACAAUACCCGCGUCUCCGGCACACAAACCUUUGCUGUCUUCACACAGGACCACCAGUACGAUGGUAACUAUGGCUACCCGUACGGUACAUGUGAGGCGUACACGUGUGCGCCAGGCACAAAGAUGAAGAGCAACAGCGACAAGUGGACCUUCUACUGGAGUGACGCGGGUGAGCAGUCUGGCGAGGGUGCUGGCUGCAUCAAGAGUCCCAAGGAUGGCUCAUGCGGUUGCGAGAACUCAGAUGGCACCUUCAUCUACGGCGGCAAGAACUGUAAAUAAGCAAUUAAAGAAUGAAGGAGCGGAGGCUUUUGAGAGCGAACGGUUUGACACAACCUCGGGAGGAACCAGCUUAGCGAAAGUUUGGGAUCAGUCACUUAUCACAUCUUUCUGCACACCGUUGUGCACCCCCGGGAUGCGCUCACAUUUUCGAUUCAAUGCCAUGUUUCGCUUCGAUAACCUUAUCACGAGCGUGGUUCUGGGAGAAAGUAUGUCCCCGACUUACAUGAUGCAAAUUAAAUGUCCUCCAUGCCCUCGUUUUCUGAGCCCUUCACACCCUCACCUUCUGCACCCUCUUUUUCUUGAAUGUCAGUACCUUCCUUCUCGUCUGUAUCUAGGCCUGCGGCUUAAAGUUAGACAUGGGAUGUCAUCAGUUCACAAAAUACCUAC
This is a messenger RNA of Boeremia exigua, 924 nucleotides long. RefSeq lists its product as uncharacterized. The record is from RefSeq and is a predicted model, not a curated record. Lineage: Eukaryota; Fungi; Ascomycota; Dothideomycetes; Pleosporales; Didymellaceae. The coding region runs from base 103 to 537 and encodes 144 amino acids. The transcript has 2 exons.